Messenger RNA from Clarias gariepinus (North African catfish), 1004 nucleotides. It is a transcript of the gene gdpd3b, whose product is annotated as glycerophosphodiester phosphodiesterase domain containing 3b. The transcript has 10 exons. Lineage: Eukaryota; Metazoa; Chordata; Actinopteri; Siluriformes; Clariidae. Gene Ontology annotation, cellular component: endoplasmic reticulum membrane. Gene Ontology annotation, biological process: glycerophospholipid catabolic process. Gene Ontology annotation, molecular function: phosphoric diester hydrolase activity; phosphatidylcholine lysophospholipase A1 activity. The record is from RefSeq and is a predicted model, not a curated record. The coding region runs from base 1 to 951 and encodes 316 amino acids.
AUGGAGGCUGAGCUGGGAGUCGGAGUGGUGGUCGUGGCUGUAGGAUUGUACAUCGCGAGCUCACUUUAUCUGCUACAUAACCCACUUCUUCUCCAUAAGAAAAAAUCUUUAGCCUUUUACAGCAGGCACAUUUCUCACAGAGGCGGUGCAGGUGAGAGGAUAGAAAACACUAUGGAGGCUUUUACACAUGCAGUACAAGUGGGAACGGAGAUGCUGGAGCUGGACUGUAAUUUAACUCUAGACGGUUAUGUUGUGGUGUGCCAUGACAAAAACCUUAAAAUACUGACAGGAUCUGAUGUGAACAUCUCUUCAGUUAAGUUUCAGGACUUGCCACUCUAUAAAGAGAAGCUUGAGGUGAUAUUCAGUGCUGGGCAAUACAGUACAGGGAAGGACAGGAGAAUUGCCCUGCUCGAGGACGUCUUCAAGAAAUUCCCCCAAGUGCCAAUCAACAUCGAGGUUAAACAAAACAAUGACCUGCUGGUACAAAAGGUUUCUGAUCUGGUGAAAAAAUAUGACAGGGAAACCAUCACUGUCUGGGCCUCUGAUGAUUCUGAAAUCAUGGCAAAAUGCCGAAAACAGAACCCCUAUAUGCCAUACAGCUUCACCCCGAGACGAGGAAUCCUUCUUCUAGUACUCUACUACACAGGCCUUCUGCCCUUCUGCCCUCUGGGAGAGAGCCUACUGCAGUUCUACCUACCCAGUGUAAUCAACAGGGGAUAUAUACCAGAGGAGGCUAUUUUCAAGAACAGAUUUGCAGUCUAUCUCAUUGAAAAACUGACUAUGAGAAAGUCUUUGUUUGAGCACUUGGUGAAGCGAGGCAUGCAGGUCCAUCUGUUCGUGUGCAACAACGAGAAGGACAUGGCUGAGGCUUUCGCAUUCGGAGCCACUGGAGUGAUGUCUGAUUAUCCCACCAUCCUAUCAGACUACUUGAAAAAACAUCCAGCUGUUUAAAAGUUUCAUAUAGCAAAUCAUCUGAGAACCAAAACACGACAACAUUCCAGUAU